Messenger RNA from Eriocheir sinensis (Chinese mitten crab), 3043 nucleotides. It is a transcript of the gene Sans, whose product is annotated as pre-mRNA splicing regulator USH1G-like. The coding region runs from base 146 to 1618 and encodes 490 amino acids. The record is from RefSeq and is a predicted model, not a curated record. Gene Ontology annotation, molecular function: protein binding. The transcript has 9 exons. Lineage: Eukaryota; Metazoa; Arthropoda; Malacostraca; Decapoda; Varunidae.
GCUAUCAGCCUCACGUGGCGCGGAGGUCAACGUCAGGCAGUCACCAUCAGGUAGUGUGGGAGGGAGGACGUGGUGCUCCGCCGGGGGUUCCUGGACAUAGUAGUCGCAGUGCGCGGAUAUAGUAAAGGAAUCACCACUUUACAAGAUGUCCGACAGAUUUCACAGAGCUGCGCGGGACGGGUACCUGCACGUGCUGAAGGAGGCCACGCGGAGGGACUGUAACCAACCCGACGAGGACGGCCUCACCCCCACCUCCUGGGCCGCCUACGAGGGCAACAUUGACGCCCUCAGACUCAUCGUGGGCAGAGGAGGUGAUCCUGACAAGUGUGACUACUAUGGCAACACCGCCCUGCACUGUGCCGCCGCGCGGGGCCACAUGUCCUGCGUCUCCUUCCUCGUCAACUUCGGCGUCAACGUGUGGGCGCUGGACAACGACCUCCACACCGCCAAGGACAUGGCCGCCAUGAGCAACAAGGAGGAGAUCCUGCGCUACCUCGACGCGAUCCAGAACAAGCAAACUGUAUCUGACCCCAAGCAAGUCAAAAAGAUCCAGGACAAAGCACAAAAAGAUGCAGAGAAGAGACGGAAGGAUUUCGACAAGAUCCAAAAGAAAGCUGACAAGAAGAGAGAAGAGGAAAAUGUCAAACUGCAAAAGGAAAGAGAAAAGAUUGAAAAAGUUGAAGAGAAGCCACAACAAGGCGGCGGCGGCGGCGGCGGCGGCAUGAAGAAGACCAUCAUGAACACCAUAUCCCGAGGCUCCUUGGCCUUCAUCGGCGGCCCCAAGAAGGACUCCACGACCCUCUACAGCAACACCUACCAGAGCCCGAAGUUUUCCGAUCUCACCACCACCAAGGAGCAGAACAAGAAGACCAUGGGAGGGAUGCAGAAGAAGAUCAUCCGGAAGAAAAUGAUGGAUGAAAACAAGGGUCCAAACGACUUCAAGGUCGGUACAAUAGAGUCUGAUGGGAAGAAAUCUGUACGCAAUCUGAAGGGCCUCCGCAGGGACUCUGAAAUCAUUUUCGUGCCUAACGGCAGCCUCAGCAGCACCAACAGUGAGUCCUCAACAUAUGGCAAGAGAGGAAAGAUCUCAGAUGUGUUCGAGCAAGACGGUGAGGACGGUGGAGGGCCACUGCAGCGCACACUUAGCCAGCCAGACUUCUUCUAUGAUGGAGACGAGGACAGAGUUCGUCAGCCCCGUGGCUCUAUGUUUGCUAGGCCCGGUUUUGGCUCUGUUGCCUUCAGAAACUCCAUGACGGCCACCCUGGGUAGCCUGGCAUACGGCGGGGCUGGGGACUCCUCAUCCAGACUCAACCCCUCAGAGGGAUCUCUGCCUUACAGGAAUAAUGCACCAGAGCCAUGGGAAGAGGAGGAUCUUCCUUCUGAUGAUGAGAGUGAGGCAACACCUGUUUACCUGUUCCUUGCCGCGGCUGGACUGCAUGACUUCAUCCCCACCUUUGCUCGGGAACACGUCGACAUGGAUGCCCUUAUGCUGCUCACAGAGGAAGACAUGAUCAAGCUCAAUCUGCCAAUGGGGCCUCGCAGGAAGCUCCUCAAGGCCAUUGCAGAGCGGAAGUCUGCCAUAGAAGAUCCUGGGGAAGUGGAAGACAGCCAGCUCUGAUGAAAGGGUUGUUCUGUGUGUUGUCACUUAGAGAACUGUGGCCACGAUUCCACCCUGGCCCUUGCUGGAAAGACCACUUAACCGUUCUAGUCCAAUUUGUGCACUGACCUCUUCUUCCUGCCAGUAACUUUGGAAUUGUGCAUUUGUACGUUUGUUUGUUUUUGUUUGUUUGUUUGAUUGAUUUUGUUUUACACGAUGUCAGUGUUGAAGUGCAGAGUGCAUCAUUGUUUAUGGUUAACUGAAGGAUAAAUGAGCUGUAGUUUACACUGGAAUCUGGACCCUCAUAAGUAGCUCAGACCACUCGUGAGGUUCAACAAAUGUGUGUAUAUAUUUACAUAGUUUUUAAUAUAUUUUGUGGCUUCUUCUGGUAGUAGAAAAACUUUGUUGUGCUGCUAAGUUAACUUUCUCUUCUGAGGGGAGGGGAACAUUGCUGUACAGAUGAAGAGAGAGAAAACUGUUAUGAAGCACCAAAACAGAAGUCUCUCUCUCUCUCUCUCUCUCUCUCUCUCUCUCUCUCUCUCUCUCUCUCUCUCUCUCUCUCUCUCUCUCCCCCCAUGCCGACACACACACACACACACACACACACAGUUUGGUGUAUUCCUUAUUUCCCUCAAUGUGUUUAUAGAUCCUGUAAAAAAUAAAUCUUACAAUAUCUUGUAAAUCAUGUGAAAAUGUAGCAAUUAAGUAAUGGUAGUGGUACUGUAGUACAUCUUUAUUAUUUUAAUGGGACUCAGUAUCCCCAUGCAAGAAAUACCAAAUAACAAAUAAGUCAUAGUUUAAUUAAGCAUGCCAUACUCUUGCCACGGUGGGUGCUCCAACACUUGCACGAUAUCCUCACUGUUCUGUUUGUGGCAGGUAUUUCCUAUGAGACUCAUUUGUUUGAUGGCUAGAUAGAGUUCACUAUCUCCUCUCACACCUUCACUCUAAUGGUUAUGUUUGAUAAGCAUUAGCUCAAAGUGGAAUAUUUCGAGUUUUCAAACUUGUAAAUUAUCACAUGACAAUCUGUGUCCCUCCCACACAGUCAUUGCAAAAGUUCUGAGAUUUUCGAUGAUUAAAAGGAUAAAAAUAGAACACUGCAAGCUUGACUGAGUCUUUUUAAGAUAUACAUUAUAUUAAUGCCAAUAGGUUCUUCACAUUAAUGAGUCCAUUAUUAUUCAUAAAAAAACAAAACAAUUAUUGAUCAUAACCAGAAAUAAUAUUGCGAUAUCAGAUACAAAUUUAUAUAUAAUUUGACAUAACAUGGCAAGAGGAGUUUGCUGGUUUCAAGAUGUUUGUUGGUUGAUGUACGAGUUGGCAUUAUAUAUAGUCUAUUGACUCUAACUUGAGCCCUGUGGCUUGGCCCAGGAAACCCCCCAUUGUUUACACAUCCAGCGAUGACCUGGGCAUGGCAAUCUGUCUUACUGUUAGUCUGUACGUUAUCUAUUU